GCAAACAACACUCUCAGCGUGAUCAGCGCCUGGACUUUUGACACGUAGCCGACCAGUGACUCACUUUUCCUCUUUCCCCCACACACACACAAAACAUGUGCAUGUCUUCCCGAAUGGAGUGGGCGGGGCGAAAGGGGAAUGUUUGAAGCUGUACGGGAAUCGAAAGGUAAAGUAGAUUGAUACUUCACCCUUUCCAUGAGGACGCAGGAGGAAUAGCUGGUUGUUUCUUGUUGUUUCUUGUUGUUUCUUGUUGAUGGACGAGUAUAUUGAAUGCAACGCAGAACCUAGGUCUCUUUUGGUUGCAAAGCUUGUACCCAACCGAUCUCCGGAAUUAGAUUUUAAAUCUGGCUCUGAAACUUGGGGUGUGGCAUUUUCACCCGACGGCUCGUACUUUGCCUGGUCGCAAGGAUACAACAUCGUAACAUUGAUUCCUUGGCCACUUGAAGACCGCAGAAUAAGCCAUAAAAUUGCAAGUCGUUUAAAAUUGGACAGAAAAGGAAGAAGUCAAUGUGGGGAAAAGAUAAUCGAUUGUGGUCAGAAUGUGUGGGGGUUAGCAAUUGGUGCACCCCAGCCUGAGAAUGGAGGUCGGUCGUCAGUGAACCAAAGCAAAUGUGUGUCUCGGAUCUCGGGGAUGGUCCUCGCCACAGGUCUCGCCAAUGGAGAAAUCAAACUGUGGGAAGUGCCUUCUGCACAUCUACUUUUCAAUUUAAAAGGGCAUCAGGCUGUGGUGAGGAGUAUUGCUUUUAUCUCCAAUGAAAACUUCAUGCUGGUCUCUGCAUCACGAGACACGACUUUGCGGGUAUGGGACCUACAACAGGACGGUAAUCUACUGCAUCUAUUAGAUGAUCACAGACAAUGGGUCUAUUGUUGUGCUGUGUCUCCUGACUCAAGCAAGCUUUGCUCUGUGGGAGGAGGAAAGACUUUGCAGGUUCUCCUGUGGAGCACAAUUUCGUAUACAGUGAUUCGGAAACUCGAAGGACAUAAUGCUGAUGUAGUUUCGUGUGAGUUUUCCCCUGAUGGAGCUUUAUUAGCAACUGCAUCGUAUGAUACGCACGUAAUCGUAUGGGACCCACACACUGGAGAAAGCCUGAUGAAGCUGAGACACUGUUCACCAGCUGCUGCUACUCUGGAUGUCGAUGAUGGUUUCAGGACUGCCUUUGUACGAGCAGUCUCAUUUUCCCAGGAAGGUCUAAAUCUUGCCUCGGUGACUGAUGAUAGAUUGCUGAGAAUUUGGUCCUUGGAUUUACAAAGGCCAAUAACAGUUGCCCCUCUGGCCAAUGGCUUGUGUUGUACAUUCUCUCCACAUGGUGGUGUACUGGCUACAGGGACACGAGACGGUCAUGUUAAAUUCUGGACUGUAUCGAGGGUCCUGCCAACUCUACAACACAUUUGUCGCAGUACUCUACGCUAUGUGAUGUCAACCCAGCAGAUUAUGCUCUUGCAAGUGCCAAAGAAGAUAAAAGAGUUUUUAACUUACAAGUCAUUUUAGUCUAUCACAAAUGGGGUGUAAAUUACCCGAGGAAAAGAUAAUUGUCAUAUCGUGUCAUAUCAGACAAUUAGCUGUAAAUUAAAAAAAAAACAAGAUUUUGAUGUGCAUUUGUUACUAGAAUUCUCUACAAUUAUGCCACAAUAUUAGUCAUCAAAAGACCCCUUUUAUAUCCUUACAAUUACAUUUUAAAAGUGAUUGCUGUUCAAGAAUCCCCUUGACACAGAUAUUGAUUGGCCCACUGAGGUCCUCCCAACAGUUUGAUGUUUUUUUUGCUCCUAAUUCCAGCAUCUGUAGUCUUUCUCAUCUCAAGAAUAUUUUUGUCUAUCUUGUGAACUUUUAAUAUUUAGAAUAGUCACAACCUAGCAAAUGUGCUUACAUUGUCACUACGUUUAUAUUUUUGUUUUGGGGGAAUAUGAUUUGUCAUAUAUUUGAAACUUAAUUGCUCUAGAGUAACAAAUCACAGAAAUGUUCUAUUCUUUUGAUUCCACAUUGAUGAAAAACACUUUCUCCUUCCCAACCCCUCCCCUCAAACCAUGGACUACAUCAUGAUUAAGUUAGGUUCAAUAAAAACAAAAAAAACUGCUACACUCUGGAAUGCCCGAUUGUAUCUGUGGUUAACACUGCAGGUUGAAACCCCUUUACAAGAUGUUAGGUACUGGGUAAUUUAUUUUAAUUCAUUUAUCCAGAAAGACUGCGGCACAUCCUUAUUACAUAAUUUAAUUUAUUACUUUAUGGAUAUUGAUUAAAUGUUUUGAUGACGCUGAAAAUGAUCCUAAAUUUACCUUGACUCAUUUGUAACCUCCUAUAAGCUGGUUAAAGUGAUAAUAAUUUGAUUUACCUUUAUCUUUUUACAUGAUUGGAAUCUCUUUGCAACUGCGAACCAUAACCAUUUAAUGUUUAACGAUUGUAUUUGGUUAAUGUUCCUUCAUUUGUUCUCAUUUAGUUUUUAAUUUUACUUUCACUUUAGAUAAUUUGCCCUGGAAUUAGAUAUAGUCGUAUAAAAGUAAAUUGGUAAUUUUCAUAGCAAUAUGAUUCCAAUAUGGGAAGUGCACAGUUUAAAAGAUUAAUUUAUGGAUUUUUAAUUCCAAUUUUAUUUGAAUGUUAAGCCUGACGUAUGUAAGAAUUUUUAUUUGUAGAAUUUUACAGUAAAGAAAUUAGUGCACACUAUGUGACUUAAUACACCUGUAUUCAUCUGCCUUCUAGUUCUGCACUUCCAUUGUUUGCCAUGAUGUGGUUUUAAUCUCUGGUUUUGGAAUUGAAAGUAACAAAUAUAGAUCAAAUAAAGGAAAUAAAUUGGGAGAAGUUUUUUGUAGUUUUGCUGAAAUUGCCAACCAAUGGUACUAAAAAUGGAAUGGGUUUGCCCUUUCAUCAUUUUUUAGAUGACAACUAUGCACGUCAUAUAGAAUUAAACUAUGUAUCACAUUUUUCGAUACAAUCAUUCACAAUUUUAUAGUUCUCCAGCAUCUAAGUGCCCUCCAUUUUCAGUAUGAUUUAACAUACUAAUUGUCUUAAGAGGCUUAACUUUCUGUAUAAACCUAUUUAAAAUAGAAUAUAUUUUGUACAUUUAACUCUAAUAAAGAUAUGCUUUGAAUGCAC
Amblyraja radiata (thorny skate) is the source of this 3085-nucleotide messenger RNA. It is a transcript of the gene wsb2, whose product is annotated as WD repeat and SOCS box containing 2. Gene Ontology annotation, biological process: intracellular signal transduction; protein polyubiquitination. The record is from RefSeq and is a predicted model, not a curated record. Lineage: Eukaryota; Metazoa; Chordata; Chondrichthyes; Rajiformes; Rajidae. The transcript has 9 exons. Gene Ontology annotation, molecular function: protein binding. Bases 254 to 1489 code for a protein of 411 amino acids.